This is a messenger RNA of Haliotis rufescens (red abalone), 2145 nucleotides long. RefSeq lists its product as uncharacterized. NCBI's taxonomy places the organism in Eukaryota, Metazoa, Mollusca, Gastropoda, Lepetellida, Haliotidae. Bases 341 to 1354 code for a protein of 337 amino acids. The record is from RefSeq and is a predicted model, not a curated record. The transcript is spliced from 6 exons.
AAUUUGUGGAGUUGUUGUACAUAUUGAGCAUAAUAAUAUUCUUUCAGGUCGCGAGUCAUUUUCCCCCAAGGUGACUGGAUAUUGCGCAUCUGUUUCUUUAAGUACAAAUGAGGUCAUCUCUUUAAACCCGUCAUUGUGCACAGAGUGGAAACAGUUUGCAUGCUAUUCUUCAGGUAAGAAUAACGACUACAGCUGCCAAGAGGAUGUGUGUGUUUCUACGGAGAAGAUUCCGUGGACGACAGCUAAGGAGUCAUGUACCUUACUUAAACUAACAAAUUCAACUAAUGACAACCUCAAAGUACUCAUUGGAAGCGACGACUACUGGAUUGGCUUACGCGCGAUGUCUUCAAGUAAAUGGCUGAAUGGUAACGACGCCCAUGGCUAUGAAGAUAUAGUUCCUUCAGAGAACGUUGUAGACCCAAAAUGCUUAACCGUAUAUACAUCUUUGAUAUCCCCCAGACUGCGCCUUGAAUGGGCGAAUUGCAAUGGACGCCACAGACACAUAUGCAAUAUUGCGAGAAGCAUGACGAUACAGAUGGCGACAGGUAGAACAACAAGCAAGUCUCAAUCAACACAUUAUUCUAUAACAAAACAUAUGAGGACAACAUCCCAAACUUGGACAUCAUCGAAGAAGACCAUGAGUGAGAAAUCUGACACCUCGGAGAGCAAUUACGGUGUGUUUAUAGCAGUCGGGAUUGGAAGUACGGUACUUCUUACAGCCAUCGUUGUUUUGUGCCUGCUGAGAAGGAAAGGGAGGUGUUUCAAAAGAAAGGAUGACAUGCAGCAGAUCCGCUUCAACGGGACCGCUCAGGUUCAUGGUAUGGGGCAUGACACUGCAGAAUAUUCUGUCAUUGGUGGCAUUACAGAUACAUGUGUUAUGAAGUCUACAGACUGUCCUUCCAUUGACCCAAGUACAUGUAUAACACAGAACACUCGACCUGACAACUCCACCACAGACCCUGGGAAAACUGGGGAGUGUGACUAUAACAUUCUACAAGCACGAACUCAACAUGCUGUUCCGGAGACGCGUGGAAACCCUUACAGUCAUCUUGCGGGACCAGAUAGAUUUACAUGCAAAGGGGACUACGACACUGCAGAACAUAUUAAAGCUUCCAGGACUACUGGAUUGGAGAUCACAGUUGCACACACAGGACCUGCAGUGCGGAGACAGACCUGUGACGAGGAGGGACAGUACAACGUCCUCCGUCACUACACGUCCCAAGGACGGGAUGGUGUUGAUGCUGGUGUGUAUGAUCACGUAGGAUCGGGCGAGGGAGAUUAUGACACGACACAUCCAAUUAAGAACCCAAGAGAAGAUGAUGCGUACAGUCACAUUGUCAAAGUUAACAACUGAUUCGAAUAAACCGACCCGCCGGUGCUAACAGGAAACGCGUGUGAUACUUAGAAACCCAUUUUAGGAGCUGUGGGGGUAGUCUAGUGUUGGUGAGGUAGCCAGGCCGAGGAUCUGAGUUCGAUUCCUAACAUGGUACAAUGUGUGAGGCCCAUUUCUGGUAUCCACCACCGUGGCUUGGCCUAAGUAUGGCUCGAAGCGGCGUACAACCAUACUCAUCUACUAACUGAAUCAUACUUAUAGAAGAUUUACAGCAUAGUUUUCAAGGGCGCAAUCUCAGUUUGCGCCACAAUUCCCAACACUACAACUCCAUUCAUGACUCCAUGUAUCUACAAACAAAGUACUGUUUACAAAUGGGCUUGGGGAUCCCUGUUGCAUACACAUUGUUAGGUAUGUUUCCGAAAGAAAUGUCUUUCUAUUUUCUUAAUUACUGAUCAUUUGUACAGAUGUGAUGUACUCUCAUUUUGGAUAUUUACGUUUUUCUCGCAAGAACCUAUAUGCCGACAUUUUCAGGAAUAUGUGUUACUCUGUGUUAUGUGUUUAUCUGGUUAUUUUCUUUGUUCUCAUACAUAUGUAUGCCUGAAUUUGAUUCGUAAUUUUAUUUGUAGCUCGUGUUAUGCAUAAGAUAAGUAGUGAUAUAGACCGAUAUGAUGUACACUGCAGUUUGUAACAUGUAUACUUUCACAGUUUGUGUGAUAUUUUGCUAUAUUUCUACAGUACCAUGCAAACUGUAUACAUAAGUAUAAUGAAAGAUUUCUUGAUUGUUCCAACAAUAAACUUUAUAUUGUACAGCA